Messenger RNA from Cotesia glomerata, 4782 nucleotides. RefSeq lists its product as uncharacterized. The transcript is spliced from 5 exons. Lineage: Eukaryota; Metazoa; Arthropoda; Insecta; Hymenoptera; Braconidae. The record is from RefSeq and is a predicted model, not a curated record. The coding region runs from base 887 to 4525 and encodes 1212 amino acids.
AAGUGAGAGAGAAAAAUGACAGGAGGGAUUAGAUUUAAGAGAGAGAGAGAGAAGAAAAAUGUUUAGUGGGUGAGACAGAUCGAUAAAGACGGCUGGACUUGUCGGGGAGGAGGAGCGUCGCAAGGCAAAGCAAAAAAAGGUUUUAUUCAUUCGCGGAUUUCCACGACAAUACCCGAGCUAUAACGUUUACGUUUUACUGGCGAGGAAAACGGUCUAGUGGACGGAACGUCGGAACAGAAAGAGCCAACCAGUUGAGAAGGAUGCCAGCAGUGGUGGUAGUGUGCUGGGAGCAUCCAGAGUGAUAGUCCUAGUCAUAGUAACCCAACGGACAACGGACAACGGGCUAACCAGUCUACUCUACACAGCUAACAGUGACAAGUGACUAGUGAGUGUGUAACCUGGCUGUGUUGAUGCCGGAGUGAAUAGAAGGUGUUUGGCUGGUGGGCCUGAUUCAAGUGUCUCGCUAGAGGUGGUGGCACAUCAACCUGUACCUUUACAAUUUUACAAUAUACCUGUACAACUUACAACGUCAACAGUUUGGGCCAGUUUGUACCGCGGCUUCGAGCGCUAAGGACGUAUUUUAUGGAGACCGUUUGUUUUCUUCACGACAUUAGUGUUUGUGGUGUCAAAAAAAUGAUUUAUUAUUUUUGGUGAUGUUUAUUAACUAGAUUUAAUUUUAAUAAAAAAUAUCAGCUGGAAUUUUUUGAGAAAUGAGUAAGCAGCUGGUGGAGCAAGUGAUUGUCAUGGAGCUGGAGUACUUUUUUAAUAGUUGCUAGUUUUUAAAUUUGCAAAUGACGGAAGAAGAUUGUUUUAUUGUGCCGGAUACAAAUUUAUUGCUUGAAAGUGUCAGCUAGUUUUCAACAGGUAUAAAAAUCAGGAUUAAAAAAUGAAGGAAUUAGAGCAGAUGCAUGAAGUCCCAAUGGGCACACGAACGCUUAAAUCCCUGCUGAAGAAACCCGGGCACAGUAAACAACGAACGCAGAAGAAUCGCGUGACGAUAAACGAAAAGUUGAAUGAAUUUUUUGCUGCGGAUUAUAUUAUCCUGAUAAAAGAAGAGUGCUGUGGUGAUUAUGAGGAGGAGUGUGAUUGCUGCUGUCAGGAGCCUGAGAUGAUACGCCUGGGGAAUUGCAAAGAGUGUCGAGCUGAGUUUACGAGACAAUUGGCUGCCGGUGAUAUUGACACGCGUUUUGCUACCGAGAGAAACGGUAAUAAGAUUAUUGAUAACGGUUGUGAUCUGUCGAGACGAGUGGGUGCUGGUGUUGGUGGGUGUAUCAGUGUCGGUGGUCUCGGGAUCCCAGGCAGUGAAGAGUCCCAGGAAGAUGAGGACGAGGAUGAUGAAGAUGAGGAGGAAGAAUACGAGGAGGAGGUUGAUGAUGAUGAUAAUGAUGAAGCCGAGUCCUCUGAGGAGGCUGAUCAGAGGAACAAUCCUCUGGCUGGCGAUCCUAUGACUCCGGUUCAAUUGCAGGCCCAGACACACGAAACUCUCAGUCCUCCGGAAGGUUACAAGGACGUUUGUGAUGAAGACAUGCAAACUGACCCGGCAAAUGAUAUGUGUCCUUCCACUGGAGCCGUUGUUGUUUGCGGCGAGUGUAAUUACUAUCGUCAGAGAACUCCAGAUGGAGACAAAGAUGUGGAGGAAGAUGGAAAUAGCAAUACACAGAUCGAUGAGAGUGCUCAGAAGACACUGGAGCAGUCUCAGCAAACAACGCCAGAUAUCCAGCAACGUUACCUCGUAGAAACAAUAACAAUGACCACAGUAACAGAGCGCCGCAUAGUCCGCGAGAUCAGCGAAGACAAAGGUCUGACCCCGGCACCAACCAGCAACACCAGCCCGUCAUCCUCUCCAGCCUCCCAGGAAGAUCAAACAGACAAGCCACCCAUAACUAAUCCACCCUCAGUACCAAACGGCUCUGCGGAAGCUAUCUCCAAUUCCGAGGCUGCAGAAGACGACAAACCUACUGAAAAUUCCCCAGCCAAAGAAGAACACCCCCCUGACUCAGAACUAAUGCCGUUCAAACUCAGCAGCUCAUCCCUAGUAACCAACAGCUUAAAGCCUAACUCAGCCGUGCGACAGCUGUUCCCAAACCCAAAGUUCAUCUCACCUCCUCCCGCGCUCUCCAAAGGGAUGUCUCUCUCCAACGACGAGACGGACAGCGACUCGGAAGCCCAGAGGUACCUGGUGACCACCGAGAGUCUCCGACUCUUCGACUCAGUGAAGCGCGCCAAGAUGGCCGGGUCCCGGAGCGACUCUUCAGAGAGCGACUCCUCGACCAUAAAACGGACCAUUGAACGAAAUGCUCUUCGGAGGUCGCUGGUUUGCAAGUACGACACCCUGACCAGGAAGAAGAACCUGAUGAGCAAGGACGUGAGUCUGGAGGAGCGGAUCCGGCAGCUUACUUGCGUAGAUCCCGAAGAAGACACCACCUACGACAGCGCUUCAGACUCUCUUUCGGCAGAACAGAACCACCUAGCGAUUCAGGGCCAGGAUUUGCAGGAUCUUCCGGCCCGGACGUCUCCUAAUGGUGAGGAGAGACCCCUAGGCAAGGCUCGAGAUUGCCCAGAGCACUCUCCGUCUCCUCCUUUGCAUCAUCAUCAUCACCACCAUCACUAUCAUCAUCAUCAUCACAACCCUUCGACUUAUAAGAAGAUCACCGACUUGUUUGGUCAGAAAAAAAUCGACAACAUGCCUGACCUGGGCCUUGGAGACCGCUCCAGUCCCAAGACCUCAACCUCUAAAUUGAACAGCGACCGGAAGCAGUUCUUAGCUAGCUUAGCUCCGCUUUCUUGCGUUGCUAACACCGGAAUCGACGGCAAUGAUUACUACCAGCUGUCUUCAAAGAUUUCCAGGGAUUCUGUUGGCUACGCCUCGGAUUCUUCUUACAGUUUGGAGGACAUCGAAGCCGCGCUUAGGGGUGAUGAAAGGAAUGGAAAGACUCCAGGACCCCCAGAUGUCACUAGAGGAACUCCAACUGGAGUUGGUCCAGACGCUUCUGAUGCUACUACUGAUGAAUUGUUAGCUUUUGUGGAACAGGACAAGUCCAGGACUGAAAGGCUUAAGCGCAGGUAUGACACUGAGGAUAAAGAGGAGAAAAAUGUCGUUGAUGAGGAUGAUGAUGAAUUGAAUGACUAUGGGUUCAAUAGGAGGCCCGCUGUUCGCGGAAUUAAGCCUCAAUUUGAAUCUAGUGAGAUUGUGAGGCAAUUGAGGUACAGAACUAUUCCUGCUUCUGUUGAUAAGAGGCAGGCUUCUUGGCCGUAUUAUGAUACUGAUAAUCAUCAUCUGGAGAAAAGGGUCACUUUUACCUCGACUGCAGCCGCUGCUGCAGUUGGGGUGGGAAUUGGCGUCGGGGUUAAUGUUGAACCGGAUGAAAUUAGUCUGGCGAGUUCUAGAGACUCGACGAUUAAUCGGAUUAAUACUAUGCAGAGACAAAUUGAUGAUAUUUAUCAGACCAUUGCGGAAAGCGCGCUCAGUAUUCAGGGAACUUUGGACAGGGGCUCGUAUUUGGAAAGCACGCUUCCGAGAGGAGUUUCUUCGAGGAUUCCUGUUGUUCCUCCGCCACCUUUGCCGCCCGGGGAUUGCCAUCGGUAUCAGGAUGCUAAGACGGGAGGAGCCGGACACUUCCAAGAGACCCCAAGAAUGCGGAUGUCCAACGACAUGCCAAUGUACAGCACCCUGAGCAAGCCUCGUCGAGCGGUAGCGAUCUCCAACUACCCUUGCGGCGUAGUUCCAAUCGAGAGCAGUACCAAGUGCUACCGAACGAUGUACUUGGUGCCGUACAACGGCUUAUCAGACCCGACGUACCAGAACAUCCAGCGGAUUCUGCCCCCUCAUUCCUCAGCGAGCUACGCGGACCACAUCGAGCGAUACCCGUACCCUCGGAACGUAGAGGGCGACGGAAACCAAGUGCCUCGCUACUACCCCCGAGCUGGAACCGCAGGCUCCAGCAGCGGACCUGGAGGAGCCUCAGGACAUGUCACCCCGGCGAUAGUUCCGCCUCCGCCUCUGCACCUGCGCUUGCAGCCCGAGGACAUGGGGUUCAAUCCGGGACCGGGCGUGGGCAUGCAGACGAUCCUCCAGCACCAGCACAUUUCCCAGCUGGCCACCUACAAUGUCCAGUCGGUUCCAGCCUACACGGUGAUGGCCCCGUCCAGGCCAGGGUACCCCUACCCCGUCCAUCCCCGAGGAAACGUCGAGGGAACCAUCCAAGGCCAGCUUCAGUCUCAGUCUCAAUCCCAGACCGGCUCGCUGCCCCCGACGAUGACCACCAACACAGUGGCCAGCGGCUUCAAUGGAAAUCAUCACCUGGCCUGCACUUCCUCGUCUUCUUCGACUUCCUCGGCCUUGUCUUCGCCCACCAAGACUCCAGCUGGUAGCAACUUGUGCUCCACCGCCGAGAGGGGAGUUCCCGAAGGCGCUGCCAGUGCUCCGGCUCAUGAUUUUGUCUCCCAGGCCAACAACGUCACGUAUGGUCAUAACGUGCCUCCGCCUAACACUCAAAAUUCUGUCUACUAUGCUAUGAACGUCUGAAUUAUUAUUUUUUUUUUUUUUUUUAGUUGUGUAGAAUACUCGGGUAAAUACUUCCUUCCUAUUGUGUGACGAUGAUCAUGAUGAUUAUCGUUGCUAUUAUGUAUUAUUUAAAUAAUCUCUCAUGUAAUCAACUUUCUAUUCUUUAGAUUUUAUUCUAAUCUCUCUCUCUUUCUCUCUCUCUCUCUCUCUCUCUCUGGGUUUCUGUCUGGCUGUUGAAAGUUUUGGGAUUCACAGGGGAAUUAAAUUAUUAUUGGUAA